AGCCCCUUAUCUACUUCGGCUAGAAUGCUAAGUUAGAGACACAGCACCAAAUAUUUCUCAUAAGAAAGCAAAAAGAUGUUGAGCCUUUCUAUGGCCACCGUCUCUCCAAUUCCAAAAUCAAGCUUCUCAGGCAUCCAAAUCCGUCAAUCAUGUCCAAUUCCGACGAGGGUACCUGUCAAAACGACAUGGUCGUUUUCUGGGAAGCCAUUAGUAGUAAUGAUGUCGAAGAGACUGGAAGAAUUGAAGAAAAUACGAGAAAUGAGCACUGAACAAAUUCAAGAAGAAGUUAUUGAUCUUAAAGGAGAGCUUUUUAUGCUUCGGCUUCAAAGAUCUGCUCGUAAUGAGUUUAAGUCCAGCGAGUUUCGUCGCAUGCACAAAAGGGUUGCUCGCAUGCUUACUGUGAAGCGGGAAAGAGAAAUUGAGGAAGGAAUUAACAAGAGAUUAUCGAGAAAACUGGACCGAAAAUGGAAGAAAAGUAUUGUUGUGAGGCCUCCUCCAUCUUUGAUUAAAUUGCAAGCGGAGGAGGCAGCCGCAGAAGCUGCAGAAGCUGAGAAAUCAGGAUCAGCAUAAGCUAAUGUUUGCAUUUUCUGUAUGAAUGAAUGCAUGAUCUACUUUCAUCUUAUGGACAGCUUUUCAAAUCACUUAGUUAAUUCUUUUUGACAA
Mercurialis annua (annual mercury) is the source of this 663-nucleotide messenger RNA. RefSeq names its product 50S ribosomal protein L29, chloroplastic. The record is from RefSeq and is a predicted model, not a curated record. NCBI's taxonomy places the organism in Eukaryota, Viridiplantae, Streptophyta, Magnoliopsida, Malpighiales, Euphorbiaceae. Gene Ontology annotation, biological process: translation. The transcript has 2 exons. Gene Ontology annotation, molecular function: structural constituent of ribosome. The coding region runs from base 76 to 570 and encodes 164 amino acids. Gene Ontology annotation, cellular component: chloroplast; ribosome.